This is a messenger RNA of Hydatigera taeniaeformis, 855 nucleotides long. The record is from the annotation of a GenBank genome assembly. Lineage: Eukaryota; Metazoa; Platyhelminthes; Cestoda; Cyclophyllidea; Taeniidae.
AUGUCCGGGAGUCCAGAUGAUUCUGAUGAUGAAUUUUUCGAUUGCACAGAACCAUUCCGUGAGUCUCUACCGUUUUAUGCUGUCGCUGUCCCGCGUUCCUCCCCCGGUGCCGGCUUUUUCGCUAAUAUCACGCAAGCAAAAUCGAGGCUCAGAAGUGUUAAGGGCUCUCGUUUGAAAGCCUUUGAUUCGAUACAGGAUGCAAGCGACUUCUCUGCUUGUCCGGUAUUAGAGGGCACCGAGUAUUCUUUGACAAUUCCAGAGGGCGAAAUUGUGAAAUUUCCCAGCAUCAGACAGGCAGAUCUUCUGCGCUUAAGAAAAUACAUUGAAACAAAUGAUAUUCUCGCAAUCGAAAAAUGCAUAACAGAUAAUCCCAUGUACCUUCUUACAGGCUAUGAUACACCGACUAUACUACAGCUCGUAUUUCAUUUUAACGCCAUCCAUAUUGCUGCGAAAUCGGGUCAUGCUGAUGUGAUUAAACUUAUACUUUCGUACCUUGAAUCUUCUGAAUUUUGGGCGCGUAUUUACCCCAACGCUGAUGAGCAUACGGCCAACGAACGUCGAGUACGCGUCUUAGAUCUUUAUUUGAACAGCCCUGAAACCGGUAGUCUCUCUUCUCCGCUGCAUCUGGCCAGUAAGUUUGGCCAUGUUGAAUGCGUGCGUGUGCUGGCCAGCCAUCCAGUCACCUUGUUAGAUCUGCGCGACGCCUCCGGCGCUACAGCUCUCGAUGCCGCCUGUACUCGCCUCCUUGUUAGCGAAAGUCUAUCCCUAGAACAGAAGUCUCUCCGUCGCCAGAUCAUCACUCGAGCCCUUGAUGAACGCGUAGGUAUCUCUGCGAUAGUUUUCACUUUGUUCUGA